GGAUGAGAGAGAAUGUUCCGGAGGAGGCUCGACCCGCUGCAGGGAACCCUCUACCUCCACAGAUCUUCAACCAGGACAGAUACUGCGGGGAGGCUGAGGCCCUAGCCAAGAGAGAGCAGCAAUAGUUCCACAGUGCUCCUUCCUCCAACCACAGACCAGACCAGACCAUGACCAAGCCAGAGCCUGCUGGGCAGACCAUACCAUAUCAUUCUCACUUUGUUAGAGGUCAGGGGGUUCUUUCCAGAUGUUUAGUUUAGUUGUUGUUGUUGUUGUGUCUCAUGCUUCAGCUGUGCCUUAUCAGCUGGGUGUGAGGAGGUACUGAAGCAGAGCAUGCUGGGUACCCAUGAGUCCCUCCGCUGGCCUUAAAACCUGUUGUCUGAAUGUCUCCACACCUGAUGUCAUGAUGUCCCAGUCAGUCUGAAUGCAUGUCCUCUAGAAGACAGGAUGUACUAUCAGAGUAGCACUUCUCUAUAAUGUUAAACACAACAAUGUUGCCUUCCUCCUCUCUCCAAAUGUCCCAGCUGUCCUCCUGUCUACUUCUUCCUCUCCCUCCACUAUUCUCAGCAAUCUUACCAUCUUCUGUUCUACAGAGAACACGGCACCUAGAUGCUAGUUGUUUUAUGUCUGAGGCCCUGUGACUUAAUGUUUUGAUCUGCUUGUUUUGAUAGAGAUGAAAUGUGAUAAAGAUAACAUGAAGUAAUACAAAUAUAACAUGCCAAAAUAUACAUCUGUAACGGAAGCAGAGAGGUGAUGUAUUAUUGUAAACAUGUCUGUAUACCGCUAACUACUCAAUUCAGAUUCACACAUAUACUGGUCAGAAUGUUUGUUCAGCUUGGUGCCAUAGUAUAAUAUGAUCCAUAUAAUCUCUCCUCUCUUCUCUGCCUCACCAUAAUAGUCUUAUUUUUAUGUACAAUAAAGAUCUGAGAGUUGUUUUACUGGUUAUAACAGCGUUGUGCGUUGAUACUAUCACACAUUGACUGUCCAGAAACUGUAUAGGCUAGUGGCAAGGCCUCCCGAGGUGGAACAAAACACAACCAUGUCUUUUCACAUCUCUAAUGUCUCCUCCCAAAUGGAUGGUAGAAUGAUGUUGUGACAGAAACUCAUGGAACCCAAUAUUGCAAGUGCUGAUAUUGCAAAAAAUGUGGAAUUACAAGUAAUCUGCUCUCUUACAUACUUUUAAUGUCAUCUUGUAAAUAUCAACUAUGAAUUUAAGUUUUACUUUUUGGUAGCUGAUUAAUAGAUAAGUCAAAUGUUCUCUCAUUCAGUGGUCCUGUCUGACAACAAUACACACAGUUACACAUGUCUUUUGGUGUAGUUGCUAUUGUAAUCAUCUCUAAGGAAAACAAGUGUGCUCAGAGAUCAAAAUGACAUUUUUUGGGGGCCAAGGCUCCAUUUGGGGUCCAUACAGGCUGGUCCAGCAGAGGAGCUGGUUUGGCUGGUGACCAGCCCUGGCAGCGUUUUCGUGGUGCCGUAGCAGCGUUUUCGUGGUGCCUUAGCAGCGUUUUCGUGGUGCCUUAGCAGCGUUUUCGUGGUGCCUUAGCAGCGUUUUCGUGGUGCCUUAGCAGCGUUUUCGUGGUGCCUUAGCAGCGUUUUCGUGGUGCCUUAGCAGUGUUUUCGUGGUGCCUUAGCAGCGUUUUCGUGGUGCCUUAGCAGCGUUUUCGUGGUGCCUUAGCAGUGUUUUCGUGGUGCCUUAGCAGCGUUUUCGUGGUGCCUUAGCAGCGUUUUCGUGGUGCCUUAGCAGUGUUUUUGCAGCAUAAGCUGGUCUCAAGUCACAUCAUGCAGGCUUGCAAAGUGAUUUCUAAUUCCUAUUAGGGAUAUCCAACAACUGGAACUUUUCUUCAGCCACAACAUGCAUUCAGAAUGACUGUCAGGGUCAGAAAGAUGAAUAAAUGACAUGACCUAAACACUCUACACUGGAACACGCCUCUAGAUGUGUCUUUGUGUUGGAUAAGAUUAAUUAAUCAGUCAAUGCAAUCAAACAAGCUAAGCGUCAGGAGAGACAAAGUAGAGUCGCAAUUCAACGGCUCAGACACAAGAGGUAUGUGGCAGGGUCUACAGUCAAUCACGGAUUACAAAAAGAAAACCAGCCCCGUCGCGGACCAGGAUGUCUUGCUCCCAGACAGACUAAACAACUUAUUUGCUCGCAUUGAGGACAAUACACAGUGCCACUGACACGGCCCGCUACCAAAACCUGCAGACUCUCCUUCACUGCAGCCGGCGUGAGUAAAACAUUUAAAUGUGUUCACCCUCGCAAGGCUGCAGGCCCAGACGGCAUCCCCAGCCGCGUCCUCAGAGCAUGCGCAGACCAGCUGGCUGGUGUGUUUACGGACAUAUUCAAUCAAUCCUUAUCCCAGUCUGCUGUUCAAACAUGCUUCAAGAGGGCCACCAUUGUUCCUGUUCCCAAGAAAGCUAAGGUAACUGAGCAAAACGACUACCGCCCCGUAGCACUCACUUCCGUCAUUAUGAAGUGCUUUGAGAGACUAGUCAAGGACUAUAUCACCUCCACCCUACCUGACACCCUAGACCCACUCCAAUAUGCUUACCGCCCUAAUAGGUCCACCCUGGGUCUCGACCCCGCCCUGUGCAACUGGGUACUGGACUUCCUGACGGGCCGCCCCCAGGUGGUGAGGGUAGGUAACAACAUCUCCAUCCCGCUGAUCCUCAACACUGGGGCCCCACAAGGGUGCGUUCUGAGCCCUCUCCUGUACUCCCUGUUCACCCAUGACUGCAUGGCCAUGCACGCUUCCAACUCUAUCAUCAAGUUUGCGGACGACACUACAGUGGUAGGCUUGAUUACCAACAACGACGAGACAGCCUACAGGGAGGAGGUGAGGGCCCUCGGAGUGUGGUGUCAGGUAAAUAACCUCACACUCAACGUCAACAAAACAAAGGAGAUGAUCGGGGACUUCAGGAAACAGCAGAGGGAGCACCCCCCUAUCUACAUCGACCGGACAGUAGUGGAGAGGGUAGUAAGUUUUAAGUUCCUCGGCGUACACAUCACGGACAAACUGAAUUGGUCCACCCACACAGACAGCGUGGUGAAGAAGUCGCAGCAGCGCCUCUUCAACCUCAGGAGGCUGAAGAAAUUCGGCUUGCCACCAAAAGCACUCACAAGCUUUUACAGACGCACAAUCGAGAGCAUCCUGGCGGGCUGUAUCACCGCCUGGUACGGCAACUGCUCUGCCCACAACCGUAAGGCUCUCCAGAGGGUAGUGAGGUCUGCACAAUGCAUCACCGGGGGCAAAUUACCUGCCCUCCAGGACACCUACAACACUCGAUGUCACAGGAAGGCCAUAAAGAUCAUCAAGGACAAUAACCACCCGAGCCACUGCCUGUUCACCCCGCUAUCAUCCAGAAGGCGAGGUCAGUACAGGUGCAUCAAAGCAGGGACCGAGAGACUGAACAACAGCUUCUAUAGAUUUACACAAUCCUGGACACAGGUUUUUUUCAUAGCUAAACGUGACGCAGAAAACGGACCAAUUUGUCAACACAAAUAAUAUUUUUUGUAAAAACGGAACAUUUGCUAUCUAACUGAGAGUCUCCUCAUUGAAAACAUCCGAAGUUCUUCAAAGGUAAAUGAUUUUAUUUGAAUCCUUUUCUGGUUUUUGUGAAAAUGUUGCCUGCUGAAUGCUAAUGCUAAAUGCUACGCUAAAUGCUACGCUAGCAAUCAAUACUGUUACACAAAUGCUUGUUUUGCAAUGGUUGAGAAGCAUAUUUUGAAAAUCUGAGAUGACAGUGUUGUUAACAAAAGGCUAAGCUUGAGAGCAAAUAGAUUAAUUUCAUUUCAUUUGCGAUUUUCAUGAAUAGUUAACGUUGCGUUAUGGUAAUGAGCUUGAGGCUGUAGUCACGAUACCGGAUCCGGGACGCAAGGCGCAAGAAGUUAAUAUAAUGUUUACAUACCCUACAUUACUCAUCUCAUAUGUAUACACUGUACUCUAUACCAUCUACUGCAUCUUGCAUCAUCUGUGGAUAUGUUGGGGCGGUAUGCAAAUUGGAGUGGGUCUAGGGUUUCUGGGAUAAUGGUGUUGAUGUGAGCCAUUACCAGCCUUUCAAAGCACUUCAUGGCUACGGACGUGAGCGCUAUGGGUCUGUAGUCAUUUAGGCAGGUUGCCUUUGUGUUCUUGGGCACAGGUACUAUGGUGGUCUGCUUGAAGCAUCUUGGUAUUACAGACUCAAUCAGGGACAUGUUGAAAAUGUCAGUGAAGACACCUGCCAGUGUAGUAUGAUUCAAUCUUAGCACUGUAUUGACGCUUUGCCUGUGAUGGUUCAUCGCAGGGCAUAGUGGGAUUUCUUGUAAGCUUCCGGGUUAGAGUUCCGCAUCUUGAAAGCGGCAGCUCUACCCUUUAUCUCAGUGCGAAUGUUGCCUGAAAUCCAUGGCUUCUGGUUUGGGUAUGUACGCACAGUCACUGUGGGGACGACGUCCUCAAUGCACUUAUUGAUAAAGCCAGUGACUGAUAUGGUGUAGUCCUCAAUGUCAUCGGAAGAAUCACAGAACAUGUUCCAGUCUGUGCUAGCAAAACAGUCCUGCAGUUUAGCAUCUGCUUCAUCUGACCCCUUUUUUUUAUAGACCGAGUCACUGGUGCUUCCUGCUUUAAUUUUUGCUUGUAAGCAGGAAUCAGGAGUUGUGGUCGGAUUUACCAAAUGGAGGGCGAGGGAGAGCUUUGUACGGCGUCUCUGUGUGUGGAGUACAGAUGAUCUAGAAUUUUGUUCCCUCUGGUUGCACAUUUAACAUGUUGAUAGAGAUUUGGUAGAACUGAAUUAAGUUUCCCUGCAUUAAAGUCUCCGCCACUAGGAGCACCGCCUCUGGGUGAAUGGUUUCCUGUUUGCUUAUUUCCUAAAACAGCUGACGGAGUGCGGUCUUAGUGCCAGCAUCUGUCUGUGGUGGUAAAUAAACAGCCACUAAAAGUAUAGCUGAGAACUCUCUAGGCAAGUAGUGUAGCCUGCAAUUUAUCACAAUAUACUCUACUUCAGGCGAGCAAAAUCUAGAGACUUCCUUAGAUUUCGUGCACCAGCUGUUGUUUACAAAUAUGCACAGACCGCCCCCCCUCCUGGUCUUACUGGAGUGUGCUGUUCUAUCCUGCCGGUGCAGCGUGUAUCCCGCUAGCUGAAUAUCCAUGUCAUCAUUCAGCCACGAUUCCGUGAAGCAUAGGAUAUUACAGUUUUUGAUGUCCCGUUGGUAGGAUAUUCGUGACCUUACCUCGUCUAGUUUAUUGUCCAAUGAUUGCACGUUGGCGAGUAAUAUUGACGGUAACGGCAGCUUUCCUAGUUGCCUUCUGCGGGUCCGGAUGAGGCAUCCAACUCUUCUUCCUCUGCGUCGCUUCUUUUUGCGAAUAAUUGGGAUGUCUGCCUUGUGGGGUGUUUGGAGAAUAUCGUGUGAGUCCUGCUUGUUGUUGAAGAAAUCUUCGUCUAAUCCGAGGUGAGUGAUUGCUGUCCUGAUAUCCAAAAACUAUUUUCUUCCAUAAGAUAUGGUUGCAGAAACAUUAUGUACAAAAUCAUUUACAAAUAUCGCAAAAAAACAAACACAUGAUAGCACAAUUGGUUAGGAGACCGUAAAACGGUGGCCAUCUCCUUCGGCGCCAUUUACCACCCUUACCUUGUCACGACACAAUUGAUUGGCUCAAACUUAUUAAAUGAACUUUUAACAAGGUACACAUGUUAAUUGAAAUGCAUUCUAGGUGACUACCUCAUGAAACUGGUUGAGAGAAUGCCAAGAGUGAGCAAAGCUGUGUCCUGUGUGAAUGUAAGUAUGCUCCCUCUAAUUCUCUCUCUCUCCCUCUCCCCUCCCGGAGGACCUGAGCCCUAUGACCAUGUCUCAGGACUACCUGGCAUGAUGACUUCUUGCUGUCCCCAGUCCACCUGGUUGUGCUGCUGUUCCAGUUCCAACUGUUCUGCCUGCGGCUAUGGAACCCUGACCUGUUCAUUGGACGCGCUACCUGUCCCAGACCUGCUGUUUUUGACUCUCUCUCUCUACUGCACCUGCUAUGAUCGGCUAUGAAAAGCCAACUGACAUUUACUCCUGAGAUGCUGAUCUUGAUGUGCUGACCUUGCAACCUACAACCACUGUGAUUAUUAUUGUUAGUUGACCCUGCUGGUCAUCUAUGAACGUUUGAACAUCUUGGCCAUGUACUGUUAUAAUCUCCACCCGGCACAGCCAGAAAAGGACUGGCCACCCCUCAGAGCCUGGUUCCUCUCUAGGUUUCUUCCUAGGUUCCUGCCUUUCUAGGGAGUUUUUCCUAGCCACCGUGCUUCUACAUCUGCAUUGCUUACUGUUUAGGGUUUUAGGCUGGGUUUCUGUAUAGCACUUUGUGACAUUGUUUAAUGUAAAAAGGGCUUUAUAAAUACAUUUGAUUGAUUAA
This is a messenger RNA of Oncorhynchus nerka (sockeye salmon), 6356 nucleotides long. RefSeq names its product SH3 domain binding glutamate-rich protein like (gene sh3bgrl). Gene Ontology annotation, cellular component: cytoplasm. The coding region runs from base 2463 to 3497 and encodes 344 amino acids. The record is from RefSeq and is a predicted model, not a curated record. Lineage: Eukaryota; Metazoa; Chordata; Actinopteri; Salmoniformes; Salmonidae. Gene Ontology annotation, molecular function: 2-oxoglutarate-dependent dioxygenase activity; methyltransferase activity. The transcript has 2 exons.